CAGAGAACAAGGCCGGGACAUCCGCGGCCUGGUCUCAGAAUCGCCAGACUCACACAGUUUCCUUCUGAGUCUGGGCGGUGCCACAAAACUGGAGAAGUUCUCGAAGUAUACAUUCAAGCCUUAGUUGCAUUUGUUCUCCCAACUCACACUGAUUCCUAGAGCCCACCUAAUUUCUGUUCAUUUCUGCAAAGUUACUGCACCAUGGCAGGUCAAUGGAAGCCUCAAGGGAAAAACAGAAGUGUGUUCCAGAAAAUACAAGUACCUCCAAAGAGCAUUGAAGAAUUCUUAAAGCUUCAAAAUUGGGAUUAUUGGCCCAAAGAAAUCCACUUAAUAGAAGAUAAAUAUGUAUAUGAUAUGAACAGAAUAAAAGAAGAUAGUUCAUUUACUUCAAUUUAUACACAUCUAUUGAAAAAUGUCCCUCAAAUAUUUGAAGCAGACAUGAACGUGGAGUUAAGAUUAAGGGAAUGUUCACUUCUUUUGCAAGACCAUGCAUCCAAAAUAUUUGAAUGGGACAAAGUUAUUUGCAAAACAAGUUAUGAGAAAUUGGAAAGACAUAAGGCAUUUCUAGAGAAGUACCAUACACACAAAAAGAUAAUGCUUGCAGAUGAAAUGGGGACACAGAAGAAUAUAGAGGGUUGCAACUUCUCAGGAUUCAAAGCAAAUGAGCUUACUCAAUUACCCAGACAUUUGGAUGCUAAACGAAUUUAUCUUUUUAUUUUAAAAGCCCAUGACUUUGAUGAAAGAAUAUUUAAAAUCUGGAAGAGUCAUUUUCUCUCAGAAUCUUCCAUUGCUCUUUUGCAUGACUCCUUUUGGUGGUGGUUUCUCCAUAAAUUUAAGCCUAACAAAAAAAAUCAAGAUUGCUUAUUUGAUAGAAUUUCAGAAAGUUAUGUGACACUUUUCAUUAGCAUACCUUUAAGACGGAAAGAUGCAUUUUUUCAGAUAUAUCCUGAUUGUCUGGCACAAGCUAUAUAUGCAACAUUCCGGGAAGCAUUUCCAGAAUCUAGUAACCUCUUUAAUGAUGAAUUUAAAGAAGACCUAGGGAAUAACAUUUUUCUUUGGAUGUCAGGACUAAAACCACGAAAAGGCUUUUGGGUUCACUGGAAACUAAAAGACCUCUCCACAACAACCAUACAUGGUAGCAAGAGAGCAACUGAAAAAUCAAUAAAGGAAAGAAUUGCAAGUAGUCAAGAACACAUAAUAUCUAGACUAUGGAAAUGGACCUUCCAUACAGGAUCCGGGUCAGAAUGAAUGUCUCAAACCAGUUCAUAACCAGCUAUCACCCUUCCAAACAGUGGGCAGUGAUCCUUGCUUCCAUAAACCAGAAAUGGGAAUACCUUCCAGCCUCAUCAGUACUCAUCCUAGUACUCCACAAAACACAGAUCUGUUCAAACAAGAAGGGAAAGAAAAGGCCUCCCUACACUAGUUCCUGAAGGAGCUUUUGAAUAUUUACCAACUAUAAGGGAAAUUAUAUUGGCCAUGGUUCAAUGAGUUAAGUCAUAAAACAACAUUAAAUUUGUGAGAAGUUAGCAAUAAUAUUUUGUGAAAUUAUAGCUGUGUUUUAUAUUUUCUAAGUUACCCUCCCAAGCGUAUCUUUUGAAUUAUUCCCAAAGCUUUUGUUCCACGAGGCUUUUUCAAAAUGUGUUGUUCUCUGAAUGGUAAUAGUAAAUGGGCACUUAUUUGGAAUGCCAGAGCUAUGGAUAGAUCCAGGCCAGGCUCUGCUAUGAAUGAAAUCUAUGGCUUCAAUCAAGACACAUAAUAUUCCAUCCACUGCAACUAAGCUAAACUACACCUCUGACUCCACUUCUGACUCAGACUUUUCAAUUGUUUGAAUUCUUAUCAUUCUUAUUGCUGAGUAUGUAACAGUGA
Molecule: messenger RNA, 1866 nt
Organism: Ictidomys tridecemlineatus (thirteen-lined ground squirrel)
Lineage: Eukaryota; Metazoa; Chordata; Mammalia; Rodentia; Sciuridae
Source: RefSeq, a predicted model, not a curated record